Molecule: messenger RNA, 321 nt
Organism: Cantharellus anzutake
Lineage: Eukaryota; Fungi; Basidiomycota; Agaricomycetes; Cantharellales; Hydnaceae
Exons: 2
Coding region: 1-321 (106 amino acids)
Biological process (GO): vacuolar proton-transporting V-type ATPase complex assembly
Cellular component (GO): endoplasmic reticulum membrane
Source: RefSeq, a predicted model, not a curated record
AUGUCGUCCGACGGCUUGCUGAAGAGCAAGACAAGUUCAAAUCGCACUCCAUCAAUAGAGAAUGCUGUCUCACAUAUCAUGACUCCGGGGUCAUCAUUGGACCCCACUUUUAUACUCCUCCUAGAUUGUUCGCUUGGGUUACUCCUCUCCGUUUUCGUGCUCCUGCUGAUCAUGUCCAAGAGCCUCCACUUUGUCGCACUAAUAGCCAUUGAGCUUGGACUUUGGGCUAGUGUGAAGCUCUAUGUUGCAGAGUUGCGAAAAGAAAACGAAGCACGUUCUACGGAAUGUGUCGCUCAGCCUCCUAAAGAAAAAUCUGACUGA